AUAUAUACAAGGAUCGCGCAUAUAAAUCGUAACCGAGAGCGGGCGAGAGAGAGAGAGCGAGCGAGAUGUGGGAAUCAAUCUUCUUGACGAUAGCUGCCACCGCCGGCAACAACAUCGGCAAAGUCCUGCAGAAAAAAGGCACCGUCAUUCUCCCUCCUCUUUCUUUCAAGCUCAAGGUCAUAAGAGCAUAUGCUUCCAAUAGAACUUGGAUCAUAGGCUUUCUGAUGGACAUUUUUGGAGCUGUCUUGAUGCUGCGAGCACUAUCUCAAGCUCCUGUAAAUGUUUUAUAAUCAUUUUCCUUUUAUACAAACUUAGCCCC
Molecule: messenger RNA, 319 nt
Organism: Olea europaea var. sylvestris
Lineage: Eukaryota; Viridiplantae; Streptophyta; Magnoliopsida; Lamiales; Oleaceae
Product: probable magnesium transporter NIPA9
Exons: 2
Coding region: 66-290 (74 amino acids)
Source: RefSeq, a predicted model, not a curated record